Lipotes vexillifer (Yangtze River dolphin) is the source of this 555-nucleotide messenger RNA. RefSeq names its product chromosome unknown C6orf120 homolog (gene CUNH6orf120). Lineage: Eukaryota; Metazoa; Chordata; Mammalia; Artiodactyla; Lipotidae. The transcript has a single exon. The coding region runs from base 1 to 555 and encodes 184 amino acids. The record is from RefSeq and is a predicted model, not a curated record.
AUGGCAGCUCCGUGGAAGGGCGCUCUGCUGCUGCUUUUGGCAUCUCAGGCUGUCUCCUCGUUGAACGCCUCUGACGAGGAGGAAGUUCCAGAAGAAUGGAUUCUUCUGCACGUUGUUCAGGGUCAGAUAGGAGCUGGGAAUUACAGCUAUUUGAGGUUAAAUCAUGAGGGAAAGAUAGUUCUUAAGAUGCAGAGUUUGAAAGGUGAUGCAGACCUGUAUGUAUCCGAUAGCACCCUGCACCCGAGCUUUGAUGACUACGAGUUACAGUCUGUCACUUGUGGCCAGGACGUGGUUUUCAUACCAGCGCACUUCCAGCGCCCCGUGGGAAUAGGGAUUUACGGACAUCCAUCUCACCACGAGAGUGAAUUUGAAAUGAAAGUGUAUUAUGAUACAACGAUUGAACAGCACCCGUUUGGUGAGACUGCUUAUUCAGACGGUACAGAUACGAGUCGGAAGCAGGCUUAUGCUCCAGAAGAUGCAUCUCAAGAAGAGGAAUCUGUUCUUUGGACGAUAUUAAUUAGUAUUUUGAAAUUGGUACUUGAAAUUCUUUUCUGA